Messenger RNA from Vicia villosa (hairy vetch), 1120 nucleotides. RefSeq lists its product as uncharacterized. NCBI's taxonomy places the organism in Eukaryota, Viridiplantae, Streptophyta, Magnoliopsida, Fabales, Fabaceae. Bases 192 to 887 code for a protein of 231 amino acids. The record is from RefSeq and is a predicted model, not a curated record. Gene Ontology annotation, cellular component: chloroplast. The transcript is spliced from 4 exons.
GUAACUGCAAGCCUAAUCCACUUCCGUUGAAGAGGCCCAAUCUCAUCAGAAAAAACAAAAUGCAGCCGUUGUUGCCGGUUUGCAUCAGAAACAAGUCGGAGUAGCACUGAACUCAAUCUACCGGAAAACGCUUCCGGAGUAAUUCUAUCGCCGGAGCCAGAAACAACGAUAAAGUCUUCAGAUUCACGAAAAUGAAUUCUGCUCAAGUUAUAGCGUUCCAGCCUGCGAUUUCUGUGAAAAAUUCUAAGUCAAUUGUUAUUCCAAUGAGUGUUAUCACUAGUUUUCCUCGGAUUCAGAAUAUUAGCAUAAGAGAUGAACCUUCGUUUAGAUUGAAAUCUCUAAAACCUCUUCGUGCCGGUGGAAAAGGAAUGAAUGAUGAGGAUUCGCCGUGGAAAUCUCUUUCAAAUGCGAUGGACAAAUUUAAGGGACAAUCAAUAGAGGAAGUAUUACGGAAGCAGAUUCAAAAAGGCGAGCUUUUUGACAAUGGUGGAAGUGGAUUAAAGCCACCAGGAGGAGGAGGAGAUGGUGGCGGUGGCGAUGGUAGUCCAGAUGGCACUGGUGGGUUUGAAGAUGAAGACUAUGACACUCGCCAAGUGAUUUUGGCAUCCGGUGGCUUAAUAGCUUUUUAUAUCUAUCUCAUCAAGGGCAAGGAGCUUCAAGUUCUAUUUCUAGACUAUCUGAAGUUUUUGAUUGGCAGAGGUAAGAGUAAUCGACUCCAGAGGGUCAUGGUAUCAUGGGGAAGACUGUACAGGAGUAUAAAUCAGAAGAGAAAGACUGAUGAGUACUUUUUGGAGAAGGCCAUUUUGGGUACCCCAACAUGGUGGUAUGAUCCUAAUGAUUUUCGUCGAGCCGUGAGGAAUUACUAUGCAUCACGAGAAGUUGAAUAACUUUUACCGAGUUUGUAACAUACUCUAUUGCUCUCCCUUUUAUUCGAUUUUCUUCCUUUAAGCUUAAUGAUGCUGAAUAGAACAUUAUGGUGGAAGUUGAUCCAUGUAGCCGACUGUACUUAGUGGGAUAAGAUUUGGUUGUUGUUGUUAGUGUUGUAAGGUUAAUGAUGCUUUCUAGACAUUGUAUUGUAUCAUCAUGUUUUUGUUGUAUUUGUAUCUUCUCUCCUUGCAUU